Phytophthora infestans T30-4 is the source of this 1084-nucleotide messenger RNA. RefSeq lists its product as uncharacterized. Bases 801 to 1043 code for a protein of 80 amino acids. The record is from RefSeq and is a predicted model, not a curated record. NCBI's taxonomy places the organism in Eukaryota, Oomycota, Peronosporomycetes, Peronosporales, Peronosporaceae. The transcript has a single exon.
GGAAGCGACACAACAGGAAGCCACGCCAGUAUACACGCGAGAUAUCACGCUCAGCUCCGCAGCCAGCAGUGCCCAAUCACCCGCCUCCAGGUGCAGAGCUGACACUUAGAAAGACUUGUUCAUGGGCAGGAGGAAGUAUGUCAGUGCUAGCAGAGUGCGGAGAGAGCGGCGAUGGCUAAUUGAAGCGCACGUCGUCUGUCAAGUUCAUUGAUCUGAGAGAUCUGUGGUCGUUGCCCCCUGAAGAAGACUUUGUUCUGGGCAGAAGCGAUGGGUUCGGACGUGACGAAGGCAGCAGCUCCAACGGAGCUAUUUUCUUGAGUGAUUUCGACGAAGUGCAGUCUGAGAAGCUCUGGUGGAUCUUCAACCUGUAGCGUAAUGCCAAGUCCAAGUACCUGGAGGGGGAAGAUCGAGACGUCCGAGCUCCGGUCGUGCAACUUGCGCUAUCUACGGACACUUCUGGACGCGUUUGACUCACCGCAGAUCGUUGUGAUUUACUUCGGAGGACCGGAAAGCGACAGCCGACUCAAUCGUAGCGCCAGGAUGAACACGAGCUCCGUCCGAUGUGAACACUGGCAGCCCAAUGGGAUGCUGGACUUUGAAGUCUCUUGUAUGAAUUCCCACGCGUUGACAUAAAAACGACAGCUGGUGUUAUCGAUUGGCUACGAGUACUCCGCGGAAGUGCGAGCCCCGUUCGGACGCAUCCGAAGCUCCAGUUCAAGGUGUUUGGUGUCCAUGAGGGCGACACACGAGCGUGGCGUCAGGAAAUCCCACGGCCAGAAUGAUAUUUGUUCGAGUACGACAUGUUGGAGGCUGAAGACGCUGCAGCUGGCACCGGAGCUCUACGUAAGAUGCAAUUACUUGGCGCUAAGCUCUUAGUGAAGUUGUUGGGAGUCUUGUUGCUGGGGAUCUUUGUUGUGGUCGUGAAGAACUCGUACCCGAAGAUCCAGGAAGUGACCACGAGUCAGCUGAAGCUGCUGGAGCCGUUCCGGUGGCAACACACGGUCCUGCCGUUCGUCUCUGAGACGUCUUGGGGUUUCCUGUGACGUGGUUGUCACUAGCCAAUGGCAUGGCAGUGACCAGCCAC